Messenger RNA from Prunus persica (peach), 2857 nucleotides. Its product is annotated as zinc finger BED domain-containing protein RICESLEEPER 2. The record is from RefSeq and is a predicted model, not a curated record. Gene Ontology annotation, molecular function: protein dimerization activity; DNA binding. The transcript has 8 exons. Lineage: Eukaryota; Viridiplantae; Streptophyta; Magnoliopsida; Rosales; Rosaceae. The coding region runs from base 1 to 2751 and encodes 916 amino acids.
AUGGCUAAGUUCAACCUAGUUGGCAAAAGUCCUAUGGUUUCCUUAAUGCUGCUUUUUGGUGUGCAAACUGCUACCCUUACCACAACUGGUGCCCAGAUUGGUGUUUGUUAUGGAACACAUGGAAACAACUUACCGCCCCCACAAGAAGUUGUAGCGCACACACAGGAUUACACCAAAUUCAGAUUGGGUUUUUUCAUUCUUCGUUCUUUCCUCUCCUUCCCAUUUAGUUUCAUACUCACUCAGCCAGCCGCCAGCCAGCCACCAGCCACCGAUUCCAAACCUCUCUCUCAACCAGCACGUCACAGUCACACCCCUCUCUGCCGCCGCUCUUCUCUUAGCCUCUCAGUCGUUGCAUUGCAGGCCAGGUUUAGGUCUUCCAAGGGUGGUGCUGGGGUCUUGGAGCGCCCAAAGUUUGACCAAUCCCAAUUUGACCCUGCUACCCAGCUUGAACAAGGAGGAGAUAUUGGACGACUCAAGGACAAGAGAGGUAUUGGGAGUAGGGAUAGUUACAGAGUUUUGAUGGUUGAUGAUGUUCGCCACACUGAGAAAUUAGAAAUCAUGAAUGAGUUGAACCCAUUUGGAGAGGUGCAUGGCCCUACUAAUAGUGAAGUUGGUUCGUCAUCCGCAUCCGUAUCCACAUCCGCAUCCGCAUCCGCAUCUAUAUCAACACCUUUACCCAAUUUACCCAUCCCUCAAACACCAACUCAAAAUACACCUCAUGCCCAAACACAACUUCAACCUAGUGGUCUUCCACCAUUACCUCAUUCCGGCCCAAGAAGAGAAAAAUCGGAAGUAUGGGAUCACUUUGAGAGAUAUGAAGAAGUGGUUGAGAGUGUGAAGGAGGAUGGGAGCAAAUAUGCAACCACUAAGAAGAGAGCUAGGUGCAAGUAUUGCACUAUGAGUUAUGCAGCAGACUCUACUAGAAAUGGGACCUCAAAUUUGAGGAAACAUAUUGAAAACCUAUGUAAGAAAUAUCCGGGGAGGGUUCCUAAAGAUAAACGGCAAAGCUCUUGUCUUUUGACCAAGACCAUGGGGACACUUGUGAGGCGUUUCAUGGCAAUGUAUGAUGCCAUGAAACAAAAAUUGAAAGAAGAAUUAGCACCACAUAGAGUAUGCCUCACAACGGACACUUGGACAAGUGUUCAAAACAUCAAUUACAUGGUCAUCACGGCACACUUCAUAGAUGGUGAUUGGAACUUGCACAAAAGAAUCUUGAACUUUUGUGUCAUUUCCAAUCACAAGGGGAACUCAAUUGGUAAACUCCUUGAGUCAUGUUUGCUUGAUUGGGAUAUGAAGAAGAUAUUAACCAUCACGGCCGAUAAUGCUUCUUCAAACACAAAGGCUAUAGAUUAUUUGAAGUCGAAAAUGGGCCAUUGGGGAAACGGUAGUCUUCUACUAGAGGGAAAGUAUAUGCACAUUAGGUGUUGUGCUCAUAUUGUGAAUUUAAUAGUUCGUGAUGGGUUGAAGAAGUUGGAAAAAAGCAUAUUGUGUAUAAGAAAUGCGGUGAAGUAUGUAAGAUCUUCUCCCAAAAGGUUAGAAGACUUUAAGAGUUGCGUUAAGAAAGAGCAAAUUGAAUGCAAAGGGCUUGUGGUGUUGGAUGUGCCAACAAGGUGGAAUUCCACAUAUAUGAUGUUGGAAGCCUCCUUAAAGUUUGAAAAGGCCUUUUGGAGAAUGGGAGAAGAUGAUGAAGGUCCAUAUAUUUCUUGGUUUGGUGAAGAUGAACCGGAUGUCGAAGAUGGGGUGGUUAUGUCUCAUUACCCUAGAAAGAGGGAAGGGCCACCAACUAAUGAGGAUUGGAACAAUGCUCGUACCUUUGUGAAUUUUUUAAAGGUAUUUUAUGAUGCUACAUUGAAGAUGAGUGUCACUUUGCAUCCCGCUUCCCACACCACAUUUCAUGACUUGAUUGCAAUGGAAGAAGAAAUUGAGGAUUUGUUGAUGGAAGAGGAGGAAAUAUUAAGUGAAACCCAAACCUCCAAGGUUUUGAAGGACAUGGCACUUAACAUGAAGAUGAAGUUUAAAAAGUAUUGGGGUGACCUUGAUAAAUUGAACCAAAUGUUGAUGGUUGCUCUUGUUCUUGACCCUCGAUACAAAUUGGGGAACUUGGAGUUUAUCUUGAAAAGUCGGUUUGAGAAUCCGGAAGAUGCGGUUAAGAAGAAGAAUGAGAUCAAAGAGAUUUUAAAGAAGCUUUAUGAAGAGUACGCCAUGCCACCACCACCACCACCACCAUCUACUCAAAGUAGUAGUUAUUCUAGUGAUACUACUACAAUGAAUACAAGUAGUAGCCUAAACCGAGGGGGAAAGAAACGAAGGCAAAUGACUGAAAAUUGGAGAAAAGAGACUCAAGCAAAUGAUGUUGUGGUAUUGGAGCAUGAGAUUGAUAGGUACAUCACCGACCCUAUUGAAGAUGUGGUUGAUGAAUUUGAUGUUUUGAAGUGGUGGAAAUUGAAUGGGGUUAAGUAUCCGGGGUUGGCACUUAUUGCAAAGGAUGUGCUUGCCAUCCCGGUAUCAACGGUGGCUUCGGAAUCAUGCUUUAGCACGGGUGGUCGGGUAAUUAAUUCAUUUCGUGCUUCUUUGACUCCUAAGAUUGUGGAGGCCUUAAUUUGCUCUCAAAAUUGGUUAAGGUCGGAUGACAUAUCCUCUUUACAAUAUGAGCCAACAAUUCAAGAGAUGGAGUUCUAUGAAUCGAUUGAAUUAGAUAUUAUGAGUUCAUCCACACCUAGCACCAUAGCUCCAACUACUUUUCAAUGUUAGGAGGAAUUUAAUUUGGGUUGUAAUGUAUAUUUGGAUUGAAUUUGGGUUGUAUUUGGCUAGUAAUUUAUUUUGGAACUUAUUUUGUUGAAGUUUGAUUUAAUUUGGG